Oreochromis aureus is the source of this 608-nucleotide messenger RNA. RefSeq names its product thiosulfate:glutathione sulfurtransferase-like. The transcript has 4 exons. Lineage: Eukaryota; Metazoa; Chordata; Actinopteri; Cichliformes; Cichlidae. The record is from RefSeq and is a predicted model, not a curated record. Gene Ontology annotation, molecular function: thiosulfate-cyanide sulfurtransferase activity. Gene Ontology annotation, cellular component: mitochondrion. Bases 24 to 467 code for a protein of 147 amino acids.
GCCAAUGACACAGAACCAAACAAAUGUAUCAGGAAGAAGAUGCAGUAUACCGUACCGUAUGUGAAUGUCAUUGCAUUCCCAUUUCUAACUUUCACUCAACAACCAGGAUGGCGAACACAGUUACCAAGGAAAUCUCCUAUGAGGAACUGAAGGCUCUUGUGGGAAAGAGCCCGAAACUCAUUCUGAUUGAUGUCCGCAGUGAAGAGGAGGUGGCAAAAGGACAUAUUCCAGGAUCCAUUAAUAUUCCACUUAGUACAGUAGAGGGUGCUCUUAAAAUGGAUCCAGAUGAAUUCAAGGUCAGGUACGGAGUAACAAAGCCACAGCUGGAUGCACCAGAGCUGGUUUUUCACUGCCAGAUUGGCAAGCGAGGGGCAAUGGCUACCACCAAGGCUCAUGAGUUAGGAUACGUGAAUGCACGUAAUUAUGCUGGUGCAUACAGCGAGUGGUCGAAGAAAGAAGGAAAAUGAUGCCAAAGGAGAGUUUCAUAUUUAUUUAUGAAAAUAGGAAGUAUGAAAUAAAUAUUUAGCCAUUUCAAUCUUGUGGUAUUUUUCAGACUGUAUGCUGAAUUUUAUAUUUAUUAAUAAAUACAAAUAAAUAAAUAAACUUUU